Octopus sinensis (East Asian common octopus) is the source of this 560-nucleotide messenger RNA. Its product is annotated as corticotropin-releasing factor receptor 1-like. NCBI's taxonomy places the organism in Eukaryota, Metazoa, Mollusca, Cephalopoda, Octopoda, Octopodidae. Gene Ontology annotation, molecular function: G protein-coupled peptide receptor activity; peptide hormone binding. Gene Ontology annotation, cellular component: plasma membrane. Gene Ontology annotation, biological process: adenylate cyclase-modulating G protein-coupled receptor signaling pathway; cell surface receptor signaling pathway. The coding region runs from base 66 to 560 and encodes 164 amino acids. The transcript has 8 exons. The record is from RefSeq and is a predicted model, not a curated record.
UUUGGUUUGUGAAUCUUCGCUGUCUUCGAAACAACAUCCACUGCAAUUUGAUCCUUACAUUUAUAAUGCGCAACAUUAUCUGGAUUGCCAUGAGGCAUAGCGUCGAAGAAGUGGUCCUGAAACAGAAACAUCUAAUGUGGGUGUGUCAAGGUUUUGUGAUAGCGUUCAGCUAUUUUCAGUCUACUCACUUCUACUGGAUGUUUGCUGAAGGCCUGUAUCUACAUAUCAUCGUUGUUUGGACUUAUUCCGCGGAUAAGAUGCACCUCUGGCAUUUCUUACUAAUUGGCUGGGGUUUACCGGUGCCGUUCAUAUUGGUUUGGGCUGUAAUACAAAUGAAGAAAACAAGCAACGAUUGCUGGACCAAAGAAUCUAUUUAUGAUUACAUCCAUCACAUUCCCGUCUUUGUCGUCUUAUUGGCAAAUGUUAUAUUUUUUAUUAGCAUCCUCUGGAUUCUGAUAACAAAACUGCGAAUGACAAAUACACCCGAAGCAACAGAUUACAGCGUCCCAAUUUGCAAAUUGAAUAAACCAUGUGCUCAGAGCCCGAUUAUUGCUUGGUGA